AUGAUUCAACUGAAAAAUGCAGCAAAAAAAAGGAGAGGGCAAGUUGGCAGACUGAGUGCAGACACACUUGUUGCUCCUCGCUGUCAAGUUCUCCGAAAGGGACAGGAAGUGAUGCUUCGCUGGAUCUUGCUCGCUUUGCUCUUUGGCGUCUGUGCCAGUGGCUCAGAUCAGAAGAAGAAGAAGGAGAAGUCCCCGCCUAGAGGAUGGGGCAAUUCUAUUAGUUGGGUCGCAAAUUAUGAAGAGGGUCUGGCAAAGGCUGUCAGCAGUAAGAAGCCGCUCAUGGUCAUUCAUCAUCUAGAAGACUGUCCACACAGUCAAGCACUGAAGAAAGCAUUUGUUGCCGACAAGUCCAUCCAGAAAAUGGCCAGAGAGGAUUUCAUCAUGCUCAAUGUGGUGAAGGAGACAGGGGACCCGAAUAUGGCACCUGACGGUUUCUAUGUUCCUAGAAUUCUCUUUGUUGAUCCGUCCUUGUCUGUGCGCAAUGACGUCACAGGACGGUUCAGUAACAACCUCUACACUUACGAGAAGGGUGACAUGGAAUUAUUGGCCGAGAACAUGAAGAAAGCCAAACUCCUGCUGCACGACGAACUCUGAGCCUCCUGCGGACACACUGGACCGUCUGCUCUAUGUUUACUUGCUGUUCAAAGCUGAAUAAAACUAAUAACUGUCA
Messenger RNA from Solea senegalensis (Senegalese sole), 670 nucleotides. It is a transcript of the gene agr1, whose product is annotated as anterior gradient 1. Gene Ontology annotation, cellular component: endoplasmic reticulum. The record is from RefSeq and is a predicted model, not a curated record. The transcript is spliced from 9 exons. The coding region runs from base 1 to 594 and encodes 197 amino acids. NCBI's taxonomy places the organism in Eukaryota, Metazoa, Chordata, Actinopteri, Pleuronectiformes, Soleidae.